UUAGGGGGGAGGGUUGUACAUUCUGCAUCUCCGGUCCUCUCCUCCCAUCCUGGAGAUCAGAGCGAUGCGGAGACAAUAAGGACGCAGAUCCGCAGGGAGGCAGCAGGAUGCCCGGACGCACAUCCAGCAGCGACGCGCUGCUCUCAAGCCAGGAGGCUCCUGCCAGGCUGUAGUAUGAGCCACGCGUGUUUAUUGUUGCGAGGACAGGGUGGACACCGCAGCCUCCAUAUGGGAACCCACUGAAGGUGAAACCAGCUGUUGGCUGCUUCGUAUGUCCUGCCUGAGAGUUCACUCACCGCUUCUUCACCCCAGUCCAUCGUUUGAAGCAGCCCCCACCAUGAGCUCCUCUCCGCUGGUUUCUCGCUCUAACGUGGAUAUCCUGGAUGAGCUGCAGCUGAUCGCUGCACAGAACCUGGAGAGGCUGGAGGUCAACAAGUACUAUGAGGUGAUCAGGGAGCUGGGGAAGGGCACCUAUGGUAAGGUGGACCUGGUCAUCCACAAGAUCAGAGGUACAAAAAUGGCCCUGAAGUUUCUGAAGAAGAAGACAACCAAGCUGAAAUCGUUUCUUCGCGAGUAUAGCAUCUCACUCUACCUGUCCCCUUGCCCUUUCAUCAUCAACAUGUUCGGCAUCGCCUUUGAGACAGACGAGUACUAUGUCUUUGCCCAGGAGUACGCUGUGGCAGGAGACCUCUUUGACAUCAUUCCUCCACAGGUUGGUCUCCCGGAGUCGGUGGCAAAGCGCUGUGUGCAUCAAGUGGCCAUUGCUCUGGAUUAUCUGCACUGUAAGAAGCUUGUCCACAGGGACAUCAAGCCUGAAAACAUUCUCAUUUUUGACAGAGAGUGUCGCAAAGUCAAGCUGUCAGACUUCGGAAUGACUCGUCGCGCUGGCUCGCCUGUAAAAAGAGUGAGUGGCACCAUUCCCUACACGGCCCCUGAGCUUUGUGACGCCUCUCGCCAGGAGGGUUUCUGUGUGGACUACAGCACCGAUGUCUGGGCCUUUGGUGUGCUGCUCUUUUGCAUGCUGACUGGGAACUUCCCGUGGGAGAAGGCGCUUCCCACCGAUACUUUCUAUCAAGAGUUCAUCCACUGGCAGAGGAGGAGGACAAAUACGGUGCCGUCUCAGUGGAGGCGCUUUACAGAGCAGGCGCUCCGUAUGUUCCGCCGACUGCUGUCAGUGGAGCAGGACCGCCGCUGCUCCGUUAAGGAGGUCUUCGGAUACUUUAGCCACUCUUGGAUGCUAGAUUCAGAGCAUGACAACAAUGGCAAUGGAGGUUGGGGAGGUAGCAGGGAGAUGGUUGGAGGCGGCAGCGGAGGAGGGAAUAUGCGUGGUGAUAUAGACGGUACCAUCUCAACUUCUUCAUCAGGGGAAGAAGACGAGGAGCUCCUGGUAGAGAGGAUGAAGCAGCAGACUUUGUCGCCUCGCUCGCCACUCUCGCCACUCUCUCCCGUGGCAGUGGACAGGGGCAGCGGUGGUGGCGGCGCAAAGGGAAACAUGAUGGACCCCGGCGGGGGACAUUUUGUGUCUGUUUCCACUAACAGCUCUGUGUCGUCCACCAACAGUUAUGACCGAAUGCCACGAGAAAAUGGUUCCCCCGGUGGUCGCCUCCUGGUGGCUACACCCAUUGAAAUCUGCGUGUGAGCAUGGCCGGCUCGGCGACAGACUGAACCCACACUUUUAUACCUCUCAAACUGCAAUAGUUGUGCAUGUCUCAAAAAAUGACCAGACUAAAAACACUAAUGUAUCUUGUUUUCAACAUGUUAGGAAGAAUGGUAAAACACAAUAAGGCUACGAAGAUCUUGACUGAAGGCAAACUUUCCUCAUAAGGAAACAUUUUUCAUUGGAUGUCAACAAGAGAGGCUUUGUUUACAAUCUAGUGACAUUUUGAAAUGCAUUUCAUUCGAAAAAGAAAGAGAACAGACUAAUAAAAAGGAAACCAGAAAAGAAAACCAAAACUUAUUUUAUAGAGCAAUACUUGCAGCAAAAAAAAAAUGAAAGGAAGGACAAGGAAAAAGCUUUGACAAAGUGACGCAGGAUUUGUUUUAUAAGGAGGACUAAAAUAUGAAGAAGAGAUCAAGGAGUGGGACAAUGUGUAAAAAAAUAUGAAAAGUAUGUUUGUGGAUUGUGUCUGUAUGAAUCUAAGAAAAGUGUAUUUAUUUUAAUUUGAAAUACUAUUUAUUUAUUGACUCCUUAAAGACUAAGCUAUUUUUUACUAUUUUCUUUCUUUUUGUUAUUUUUGUAAAGUAACUGUCUAUGUUUUCUGUUUUAGUGAACACUGUAACGUCUAAUUCCACUUACCUAAUAAGUCGGGGUGUAACGGUGUGUUAUGACACAACAUGAUACCUGGUUUACAACCAGUAAACCUUUUUUAUUUUUACAAAUAAUCUGAACUUUUCACCAAUCACAAACAUUUUAUUAAGUAGAAAGAUUUUACUUUUAGAUCUUGGAGUGUUUAUUACGACGGACUAUUAGGGCCAACAACAAAAUAAAA
This is a messenger RNA of Cyprinodon tularosa, 2489 nucleotides long. RefSeq names its product brain specific kinase 146 (gene bsk146). Gene Ontology annotation, molecular function: protein serine/threonine kinase activity; ATP binding. The transcript is spliced from 5 exons. The coding region runs from base 272 to 1639 and encodes 455 amino acids. Gene Ontology annotation, biological process: peptidyl-threonine phosphorylation; peptidyl-serine phosphorylation. NCBI's taxonomy places the organism in Eukaryota, Metazoa, Chordata, Actinopteri, Cyprinodontiformes, Cyprinodontidae. The record is from RefSeq and is a predicted model, not a curated record.